AUGGCAGUCUUCAGUAAGAUGUCAGGACGUCGUACAGCGGUGCCGGUGGUGCUGGGUGCUGCCGCACUGGCAGCAACCAGCUUUGUUGUUCCAGGAACUCCUGUCCAGCAAAUCUCUGCCCGAACUCCUGUGGCUGCUCAGGUCAAGCAGGAUGCAGUGAGCUCUCUACCAGGCCUUACAGCAGGCAUGACCAUGGGAAUGACAGCUGCAGCAGCUGCAGCAAACCGCAGGAAGCCAGCGAGGAGUCAAAGGUCAGUGGCAAAGGCCAAGAAGGAGCUGUCGGAAUCCGGCCUGUUGCACUUGGUCGCAUCCGUUCAGGAUGUCUUGUCGAAACCUCACGAGGGAGAUCGCAUGAGGAAUCUGAAGGCUCUGGCGGCUGAGCUGAAGCACAAUCAGCAGAAGAGUACCAGCCCAAUGGAGGGCCCCUUGCGAUGGGUGACCAAUAUGGCAGCAUCCCUUCUGUUGACCCAGGGCAUGGCCUUACAGCCUGCGCAUGCGGGAGAUGUGAUCAACUACUCUGAUUUCAUUGAUUCAGUGAACAAGGGCGAUGUUGAGAUGGUGCGUGUUCAGCCCGACAUGCUCUCUGCCCAGUACAUCACUAAGGAAGGGGCCCGGCGGGAAGUGAACCUCAUUCCAAACGCACAGAUUGAAGAUCAGCUCUUUAACCAGCUUGCUGACAAGAAGGUGGAUGUGGUGAUGUCGACCGGUGAGGCCGGAUCUCCCUUGGACUUCCUGGCACGCUUCGCUGGUCCAUUGGCAUGGUUGGUCGCUGGCCUCUUGCUACUCUUUGGUGGUGUCGGUGGACCUGCCGGACCGGGUGGCCCAGGUGGUAAUCCCUUUGAGCUGGGUAAGUCCAAAGCCCGGAUCAUCAAAGACGGCGACACCAAGGUGAAGUUUGGUGAUGUGGCGGGGUGCGACGGCGCCAAGACCGAGCUAGUGGAGGUAGUCGACUUCCUGAAGAACGCCUCCAGGUACUCGGAGCUCGGCGCCCAAAUCCCGAAGGGUGCCUUGCUGGUGGGCCCACCCGGCACCGGAAAGACCUUGCUGGCGAAGGCUGUGGCAGGCGAAGCCGGUGUGCCCUUCUUCAGCAUCUCCGCAUCGGAGUUCGUGGAGGUGUUUGCUGGAGUGGGUGCCUCACGUGUCCGAGAUCUCUUCGAACAAGCGAAGAAGUCUGCACCAUGCAUCAUUUUCAUCGACGAGAUUGAUGCCGUGGGACGGCAGCGAAGUGCAGGCUUCGGACAGGGCAACGACGAACGUGAGCAGACCGUGAACCAGCUGCUCACCGAGAUGGAUGGUUUCGAGAGCAACAAGGGCGUGGUGGUCCUCGCAGCGACCAAUCGAGCCGACAUUUUGGAUCAGGCUUUAGUGCGACCAGGUCGCUUUGAUCGACAGAUCCAGGUGGACCCUCCCGAUGUCCAAGGCCGCUUGGAGAUCCUCAAGGUCCAUGCCAAGGGGAAGAACCUAGCUCCUGGCAUUGAUCUCUCAGCGAUUGCGAAGCAAACACCUGGGAUGUCCGGUGCUGAUCUGGCCAAUCUUUUGAAUGAAGGAGCCAUUGUGGCUGCAAGACAGAACAAGUCUGAGAUCGACUCUGAUGAUAUCUUCAACGCGCUCGAACGCAUUGCAUUGGGCUUGGAGAGAAAGGAUGCAGUGAUGUCAGAGCAGAGGAGGAGACUCGUUGCUUACCAUGAAGCCGGUCACGCCAUUUUGGGUGCUUUGGUGAAUGACUAUGAUGCAGUCGCCAAGAUUAGCAUCGUGCCACGUGGACCAGCGGGUGGCGUCACGAUCUUCAUGCCUUCUGAAGAGCGCUUGAACUCAGGCCUUUAUUCCAAGGAAUUCCUGGAGAAUCGCAUGUGCGUGGCGCUGGGUGGGCGCUUGGCUGAAGAGAUCGUCAAUGGCAAGGACAACGUGACAACUGGAGCAUCCAACGACUUCCAGCAAUGCACCCAGGUGGCCAAACAGAUGGUCAUGCAGCUGGGCAUGUCUCCUGUCAUCGGCCAGCGGCAACUGGGAGGCCAGCAAGGUGGACCUUUCAUGGGCCGCGAUUUCAUGGGUCAAGGCGCACCGCCUAUGUCCCAAGCAUUGAAGCAACAGGUGGAUGACGAAGUGAAACGUAUUGUGGAUGAACAGUACCAGCGCGGUAUGAAGCUCUUGAGAGACAACAUGUUUCUGCUGGAUGAGUUGGCCAAGCUACUUUUGGAGCAAGAGAAGGUCAGUGGUGAAGAGCUUGUGAAGCUCAUCAACAGAGCUGCGAUUGAGGGGAAGUUGGCUGUGGCUAACAAGCAGAUGGCCUUUGCUGCAUUCACCGGUGAGAAGGUGGACGCUUCCAAAUCGUCCGAUUCCAAGCUCCCCAGCAAGUGCAUUCCAUCAAUGACCUCCAUGGCUUCAAUGCCAAAGGGCUUCUGUGGUUCUACCCUCCGCUCCCGCCAUGACCGCGCGGCUGCGCGCAACGCCAUUGCCCGACUGGGGCUAGCGGGUGAUGAGAAGAUUGUGACCAGUGAGAAGGUUCUAGAGGAGGUUGAGCGAAUGGCAGCUGAUGUCUCCAAUGGCUCGGCGUUGCCAAGCCAGGUGGUCCGAACUGCAGCGGUGCAGACCUUGGUCUCUUUGGCCGCUAUGGCAGGGCCAUCUGUGGCAAUUGCGGAUGACCUGGCAGUGCCGCAGAGCAUCCCACAGCCCAUGACUCAGAUGGCCACGCCAACGCAAGCUACAGGCCGUGUCACCUAUUCUCGAUUCUUGGAAUUUGUGGAGGACGGGGCCGUGAAGCGCGUCGACAUGUAUGACAUGGGCCGCACUGCUGUUGCCUCCGUGAACAUUGCUGGUCGUGAGCAGCAGCUGAUUUGCGAUUUGCCUGGUGCCAGCACAGGGGUCAUUGACAAGCUCGUGAAGAAGAAUGUUGCCAUUGAUGUGCACCAACCGGAGAAGCCAAACCCACUCUUCGGCGCCUUGGCCAAUGCGGCAUUGCCUUUGCUGACCAUCGCAGGUUUGCUGUUCUUGCGAUCAAGGAACCCUGGUUCUGGUGGCAUCCCAGGGCUUGGCAAUCAGGGAAAGGCACAAAUUAUGAUUUCCCCCGACACCGGAGUGAAGUUUGAGAACGUUGCCGGAAUUGAUGAGGAGCUCACUGAGAUUGUUGACUUCUUGAAGGCUCCUGAGCGUUUUGUGAAGGUCGGAGCCAAGAUCCCACGUGGCGUUUUGCUUACUGGUCCGCCGGGCACUGGGAAGACGCUCAUGGCCAAAGCAUUGGCUGGCGAAGCUGGCGUGCCCUUCAUCCAAUCCUCCGCCUCGGAAUUCAUCGAGCUUUUCGUGGGCGUAGGGGCCUCUCGUGUAAGAGAUAUCUUCAAGCAGGCCAAGGAGAAGGCUCCCUGCAUCGUUUUCAUCGAUGAGAUUGAUGCUAUUGGCCGGCAGCGUGGUGCUGGCAUGGGAGGUGGAAAUGAUGAGCGUGAGCAGACCCUGAAUCAGAUCCUGACUGAGAUGGAUGGUUUCGAGGGCAACAGCGGUGUCAUCGUCGUGGCGGCCACCAACCGCUCUGACAUCCUGGACAAUGCCUUGCUUCGACCUGGGCGAUUUGACCGCCGAGUCACAGUGGGUUUGCCGGAUGUGAAGGGCCGAGAACAGAUCUUGGAAGUGCACAUUCGAAAUAAAAAACUUGCUGAGGGAAUCACCUUGACAGAGAUUGCCAAGCGAACUGCCGGUUUCAGUGGUGCUGACUUGGAAAAUUUGAUGAACGAAUCCGCUAUCCUGGCAGCUCGACGCAACAAGAACGCUGUAACCAUGGACGAGAUCAAUGAUGCCACAGAUCGCGUCAUUGCUGGCCUUGAAGGGCGUGCUUUGAACGACAAUGCUUCCAAGAAGCUCAUUGCAUACCAUGAAGCAGGUCAUGCCAUCGUCGGAUCUUUGCUGCCCCAUCACGACCCCGUGAACAAGGUGACGGUGAUUCCCCGUGGUCAGGCGAAGGGUUUGACCUGGUUUACACCUGGAGAAGAUCAGAGCCUCAUCUCUGCAGCCAUGCUGAAGGCGCGCAUUGCUGGAGCUUUGGGUGGCCGUGUGGCUGAGCAGUUGGUCUUCGGAAGCUCCCAGGUGACCACUGGGGCUGGGGGAGACCUGCAGCAGGUGGAGCGCAUGGCUCGAGCCAUGGUCACCCAGUUUGGCAUGUCUGAGGUGGGUUCCAUUGCCAUCGAUGACGGAGGCUUCGGUGGGCCCAACUAUUCAGAGGAUUUGAACUCAAAGAUUGACAGUGCCAUCAAGAACAUCUCGGAUGAGUGCUUCCUCACAGCAUGGAAUCUGCUGGAGACGCGCCGAGAUUGCUUGGACAAGGUGGCUGAGGAGCUUUGCGAGAUGGAAACCAUCACUGGGGACAGGCUUCGGGAGAUCAUUGCCCAAUACACUGAAGUGCCAGAGAAGAUGGCUGUCGUUUGA
Durusdinium trenchii is the source of this 4410-nucleotide messenger RNA. Lineage: Eukaryota; Dinophyceae; Suessiales; Symbiodiniaceae. The record is from the annotation of a GenBank genome assembly.